Molecule: messenger RNA, 2318 nt
Organism: Pseudophryne corroboree (corroboree frog)
Lineage: Eukaryota; Metazoa; Chordata; Amphibia; Anura; Myobatrachidae
Gene: TREH
Product: trehalase
Exons: 15
Coding region: 34-1779 (581 amino acids)
Biological process (GO): trehalose catabolic process
Molecular function (GO): alpha,alpha-trehalase activity
Source: RefSeq, a predicted model, not a curated record
UGGAGCUUGGAGCAGAACUCUCUGAGACAUAUCAUGGCGUGGUGGCUAGAUUGGUGGGUGACAUUCUCUGUGACACUAUGUGUCUUGCACACAUCAGGUUUUGCUGCGGACUUACCUCCACCAUGUGAUAGCAAGAUCUAUUGCUCAGGAAACAUCCUUCAUCAUGUCCAGUUGGCCAAGAUUUUUGAUGACGAUAAACAUUUUGUUGACAUGGCUCUCAAGGAUACACCAGCCAAGAUAAAUAAGAAGUUUCAAAGUUUGCUUUUAAGUCGUCCUGUGGGGGAAGUGGAUCGGGACAAACUGAUAACAUUUGUCAACACAUCUUUUCAUCAUCCCGGAAUAGAAUUAUCACCAUGGAACCCCCCAGACUGGCAUGAAAGCCCUGAGUUUUUAUCUCGCAUUGCUGACUCAGACCUUCGUUCGUGGGCUACGGACCUUAAUGACCUAUGGAAGUCUUUGGGGAGGAAGAUCAGCGAAGACGUAAAGGUGCAGCCAGAUCGUUACUCACAGAUCUAUGUACCAAAUCCUGUUAUAGUACCAGGUGGUCGCUUCCGGGAGUUUUAUUACUGGGAUUCGUACUGGGUUAUUAAUGGACUUCUUCUCUCAGAAAUGAGUGACACGGCCAGAGGAAUGAUAGAAAACUUCCUGUAUAUGGUAGAUAGAUAUGGAAUGGUCCCCAAUGGGGGGAGAGUAUAUUACCUGCGCCGGAGCCAGCCCCCAUUCCUUACCUUAAUGAUGGAGAGCUACAUGACCAAAGAGAACAAUGUCACUUUUCUCAGAGAAAACAUCCCCCUCCUGGCAAAGGAGUAUGAUUUCUGGAUGCAGAACCGGAGUGUAUCAGUGACACUGGGCGGGAAGAACUAUACAAUGAAUCGUCAUUAUGUACCAGUAGGGGGACCAAGGCCGGAGUCUUAUUCUGUGGAUUAUGAGCUUGCUGAAAACCUCACAGCCGAAGCCAAGGAGUCUUUGUAUGCAGAGCUAAAAGCAGCUGCCGAGUCUGGUUGGGAUUUCUCUUCGCGCUGGUUCUAUGGGGCUACGGGCACGCUGUUGGACACGAACACCAGCCUGGUGGUUCCGGUGGACCUCAACUCCAUUUUGUGUCGUGUGGAGAGAACACUGGCCAGGUUCUAUACUCAACUAGGUAUGCCGGAGGAGGCGGCUAAAUAUUCCAGCGCUCUCCAACAUCGCCUGGAUGCUGUGCAGGCCGUUCUCUGGGACAAGGAACUAGGGGUCUGGCUGGACUUUAAUAUAGAGGAUAACCGCCACAAUCCCAACUUCUACCCCAGCAACUUGGCUCCACUUUGGGCAUCGUGUUACUCUGACACAGAGGUUGUGGACAAAGUAGUCUCCUAUUUAGAGGAAAGCACCGCAUUGUCCUACCUCAAUGGAAUCCCAACAUCUCUCAAUAACACUGGGCAGCAGUGGGAUUUCCCCAAUGGAUGGGCUCCUCUCCAACAUAUGGUGAUUGAAGGCUUGGAGCAGACACAAUCUUCGAAAGCAAAGGAAAUUGCCUUUAAAUUGGCCCAAAAGUGGGUGAAAGUCAAUUAUAAAGUCUACAAGACGUAUGAUGCCAUGUUUGAAAAGUACGAUGUGGAAGGUGAUGGCAAACCAGGUGGUGGGGGAGAAUAUGACGUACAGCUGGGCUUUGGAUGGAGCAAUGGCGUCAUAUUGCAGUUGUUGGACCGCUACGGAUCCCAUAUGACCAACUCUGCCAUCUGCACCUCGUUCUCCUGGACGGUUUUCACCCUGCCCUUAUUAUUCAUGACUGUAUGGGUAUAACCCCUCUAUUACCUCUUCCCUCAGCCCACACUGACAACCCUGUAUCUCUCCUAUAACCACCUAGUGUUACACUUUAUAUAUUUCUAUUCUUUUAAUUUCCAAUGAAUGUGUGCGUUACUGCCUCUGUGUAUAGUAUUCCUCCUAUUCUGCUUACUCCUGAUCAUUUAAUGUACCAAACUGGCCACUCUUGCUGGGUAUCCAGGCUCUAGGUCGACCAUCAUACUUCAGUCAUGUGCUAUGACUGCAAAAACGACACCAACAUUUUUUUCAAAAUGUUAUGUCAAACUUUUUUGUGUCAAUGUUUUGUCACUUCGACCCUUUCAGGCAUUGACCUUUUGAUCCUGUCGACCUUUCCUACUGUCGACCUCUUGCCAGGUCGACCUUUUGACACUCUCGACCUAAUGGUUGACCUAAUGACUGUAGACCUUUUCCCUGUAGAGCUGCUGAUCCAUACCCCUCUUGCUGUGUGCUCUGUAUUCACAUGCAGGAUGCAAUGUUAAGGCAAGAACACGGGUCAUUCAGGGGGACAUGUACUAAGC